Messenger RNA from Ilex paraguariensis (yerba mate), 1210 nucleotides. The record is from the annotation of a GenBank genome assembly. NCBI's taxonomy places the organism in Eukaryota, Viridiplantae, Streptophyta, Magnoliopsida, Aquifoliales, Aquifoliaceae.
AACACACACACACACACACACACAAGUUCCAGCAAUGGCAGCCGCAACAGCCUCUUUCACCCUCUCCAGACUCCUCAUUUCCCCCAAGCCCCUCUCUCUCUCCUCCUCUUUCCCCCGAACCCAUUCUUGUGCACUCACCUCAUCCUCCUCUUUCUCUCUCCUCCCACUCAAACUCCAUUCACGCCACCCCUACCACAACCCAAAAUCCCUCAAAUACUCCGCCACCACCACCACCAUUCCGAAAAUCUCCGCCACCAUCUCCGUCGGCGACAAACUACCUGAAUCCACCCUCUCCUACUUGGAUUCCGCCGAUGAACUCCAAACCAUCACCGUCUCCGACCUCACCAAGAAAAAGAAAGCCAUCCUCUUCGCCGUUCCGGGGGCUUUCACACCCACUUGCUCCCAAAAACACCUCCCAGGUUUCGUGGAAAAAGCAGCCGAGCUCAAGUCCAAAGGGGUUGACACAAUCGCUUGCAUUUCUGUGAACGAUGCCUUUGUGAUGAAGGCGUGGAAGGCGGAUUUGAAGAUUGACGAUGAGGUAUUGAUGUUGAGUGAUGGAAAUGGGGAUUUUACGAAAGCUAUUGGUUGUGAACUGGAUUUGAGUGAUAAGCCUGUGGGAUUGGGUGUGAGGUCCAGGAGGUAUGCUAUGUUGGUGGAAGAUGGGGUUGUGAAGGUGUUGAAUUUGGAGGAGGGUGGUGCUUUUACGUUUAGUGGUGCUGAAGAUAUGCUCAAAGCCCUGUAAUUUUCAUGGUACAGUGAGAUGGAUGGCUAUUUUGAUUAAUAAAUGUACGGAUGGAACAUGAGCAUGGAGUUCUGAAUUUAAGCAAUUAGAUUUAUGGUUUUGUUAAUCAAUGUGUUUUAUGAUGUAUGAAUGUGUGUAAUUAGUGUCGGAGAGAAAAUAUCAUUUGGGGAAUAAUGGCGUCCGGUGUAUGUUAAACCUUCAUUUUCUCAAGGUAAACCUUUUCACGGAUAAAUCCUUUGGUUCGCGAACAAAACCAAAUGAGUUUUAUGGUACAGUAUGUGCGAGAGGCAAGGUCUUAAGGUAUGGUCUUAAGGCUUUAUAAAUGCGACCUAAUAAACUCCAAUUUAGUGUUUCUGAUGUAUUGUUCAAUUGUUACAAUGCCUUGAGAAUUCUUGCUUUUGUCUGGUUGCUUGACUGGAAUGCCUAGAACUUAGAAUUCUUUUAUGUGGUGAAAAUUUUUGAACAUGC